AGGCGGUGGAGUGAGACCUCCUCUCUGUGUGCCCGGGGCAGGGCUGCGCUCUGCAGGCUCCUGCCGGCCGGGCAGCUGGCCUCGUGGGCCCAAGGAGGAAAGGUAGUUUGCAGACUAGAAAGGUCUGAGCUGUUGCCUGCCACUGUAUAUGUUGCCUGUAGGAAAUUAGAUCCCAGGUAACUCGGAGCUGUCUGUUAGAAGCCUUACAGGGUUAAUGGCAGCCUUCCUUCUCUGUGGCCUGCAGGCACUGUCUUUAUUGUGGAGUGGGGAGAAGCUAGGGCCGUAUCCAUACAACAGUGGAGGAGGCUGCCACCUGGUGAUGAAACAGUAAGAUUGUCAUGUUAUUUGAAGAGGAUCAAUACAGCUGAUUUAUUCAGACCUGUAUGGACAGCCAACAAGACACUGCCUUGACUGGGUGUGUGGAGGUGGAGGUUUGCACAGGUGCGGAGUGGGUUCCUGCUGUGACAGAGAAUGCCUGUUAAAUAGUUGCCACCACACAACUGUGGUUGAGCAUAACAGUGUCACUGACUGCAAGCCCCCGGCACACCUGAGACAUGGGGGAAAUGAGAUGAAUUUCAAGGUUGUUAUUGUCACUGGAAAAACGUGAGCUGCUGGAGGAACUUGGCCCAGUGUUGGCCUCCCUUCCACUGCAGGACUGACCACCACCUUCCCCACUGCCCAGAAAAUAUGGCCGAAUGAAGACUAAGGAUGUGCUAUGGAGCCUGGAUUCAACUGCUCUGACCUGUGUGACAGCUACUCCAGUUGGAACAGCCAGGCGCGGAGGCAGAGGACCCUGCAGGAUCUCUGCACGAUAACGAUUACGGCCUACGACAGCAGCAGUAAGACCUUCCCCUCCUCCUCGGCUGCCCUCCUGGGAGUUGUGUGGACUUUCCUCACCGGUGGAGUCCUGCUGGCUCUUUUCUUUCUUGUCUUCACAAUUCACUUCAGGAAGAACAGAAUUGUGAAGAUGUCCAGCCCCAAUCUGAACAUUGUGACACUGCUGGGCAGUGGCUUGACUUACGCUAGCGCUUACCUCUUUGGGAUUCCGGAGCAAAGUUUGUUUUCUGGAGCCUCAAUGGAAAUGCUCAUUCAGGUGAGGCUCUGCUUGCUGUGUGUUGGGAGCUCCCUGGUCUUCGGGCCCAUCCUAGGCAAAAGCUGGCGGUUGUACAAAGUGUUCACACAGCGCGGUCCAGAAAAGAGGGUGAUUAUCAAAGACCUCCAGCUGCUGGUGGUGGUGGUGGUGCUGGUGCUGGCAGAUGCCAUGCUGCUCACAACAUGGAUUGUCUCUGAUCCAGUUCAGUGUUUCCAAAGCUUCAGUGCAUCCCUGAGGGUGACUGACAAGGGCAUGACCUGUUCGGUGGGUAGGAUGCAGUUCUGCGCGUCUCUCUACUCCGAACUUUGGCUCAUUCUCAUUUUAGGGUUUAAGAGCAUCCUGUUGAUAUAUGGGACGUACCUGGCUGGUCUGACAGAUAAUGUCAGUGCUCCACCAGUGAAUCAGUCCUUGAUCCUCAUUGUUGGGGUCAACCUCAUUUUCCUUGCUGCUGGGACAGUUUUUUUAGUUAACUGGUUUUUCUACACUUGGCACAACCUGGUCUUUGGUUUUACAUCUGGAGGCAUCUUCAUCUGUACGACCACAAUCAAUUGCUUCAUCUUUGUUCCACAGCUCAGGCAGUGGAAAGCCUUUGAGGAAGAACAGAACCAAACCAUUAGCCACAUGGCAAAAUAUUUUUCCAGCCCCAGCAAGAGCUUCCACUCCAUGUACAGUGAAGAGCAGAUCUGCCAGCUGAUAGGGGAGAAGAACUCCAUGCAACGGCUGCUUACUGAGAAAAAUGCUGUGAUCGAAAGCCUCCAGGAGCAAGUGAACAAUGCUAAGGAGAAGCUGAUGAGGCUGAUGUCUGCAGAGUGCAGCUAUGAUUUGAUGGGCCUCGCUGUUCCUUCCACAUCCUUCUCCAUCUUGCCUCAGAACACAGGUAGCCAUGUUGAGUCCAGUGGCUGUGCCAUGGAAGCUGAAGGGCUGCAUGGAGACAAUUUUCCUCCUGGUCAAGAGCAGAACCCUUGGCACUGUCCCAGUCUCCCAGAUACACAGUGCAGUCCAAUGUCUGUUGGCAAACAAGUUUGUGUUGGUAUCAUCCAGAACCAUAAACAUAUAAAGCACCAAAACACUUCAUCAGAAGAUCUUAGUUGCUAUGAAGCACUGUUUUGUAACCCUAUGGACAUCUCCAAAUACAGCUCUAAGGAUGUCCAAGAGCAAUGGAGGCCUCCAAACAACAAGAAAUGUAUCGACAAUCCACCAAUACCAUUGAGCCAGAAUCUCUCAGCAGUUGAUGGGAGAGCAGAGCAACCAGAGAGCUCAGCAGCAACCAAAGAGCAGCCCUCAAAGGUCAGUGAAAAGUUGCAGGAAAUCUUGCAAGAGCUGAGCAUUGGCGGCAUAGUUAGUGCCCAGGCAUCACCCAGGGGGCCUAGGCAACCCAGCCACAAUGCAGAACAUGAAAAGAGUGCAGCCUGGAGAUCCUGGGAGAGUUACACAGGCAUCUGCACUUACCUUAGUCCUUACAGGACAAGACGGCAAAGAAGAAGAAUCCCAGUCCAUCCACCUUCCACCUGCUUUCCUGCGUCCACGACCCCACAAGCGUGGAGUCUCACAAACAAGGCAGUCAGCAGGACACAGAGCAGACAGAGCACUUGGAGCCGUCAUGGAUUAACACAAACAUCUCUGGAUAAAGCAGGUGACACCAGUGAUGGAAGGUUCCUCUAUCAGCCAUCACCCUCCUCAUCAGUCAUCGACAAAAUGUGCAGCUUCCAGCUGAACCAUAGGAAGAACUGGCCUGACGAACAAAGCCAUGAAGGGAACGGCCAAGUUUCAAACAAACACCAAGGCUCUGCCCAAGUGAAGAACUACAAUGCUCUGCUGUAUCCCUCCAGUCCCCGCAGCCUCCAGCAGCAGCAGGGGGAUGCUGGGAGGGACCUGGAACAACCCCUUGUGCCCUCCCUGUGCCUUUAUCCAGACUCUGACUCCAGUAGCAGCUCGGAGGAGACGUUCAGCUGCUGCCACAGGCCUCACUGUGAAAUCUGCUUCCACAGCCCUGGGGACUCCAGUGACAGCUGCACCACUGACACAGACCCAGAGCCUGGCGGGUUCCUAGCCCACUGGGCAAAGCUUUAUGGCAGGCCUCAGCCCAUCGUGAACUUCAAAGAUGAUCUGAAACCCACGUUGGUGUAAAUGUAAAUGAAGACAUCCUAUUCCAGAGGCAUCCCCCCAGACAAGUUGUAUUUUAAACAGCAUGGAAGGAACGCACCAUCUGAGGGAAGUGGGUUGCUCAGAGACUUGGGAAUGGGAUAUAAAGGCCCAGAUUCACAAAGCUGCUUAAGUGCCUAGUUCCCAGUGAAAUUAAUGGGAGUUAGGUGCCCAAGUACCUUUGUGAAUCUGGGCCAAAGCCUUUACCUGUCUAGGAUGCUAAUUCAGAUCCAGUCUAGGUCAGGAGUGACUGACAAUCACAACCAUCUGAUAGCUGGUUAGUGGUAUUAUUGAAAUGAGUUGGCGGUUUUAGUCUAGUUGCUAUGGACAGCUGCCCACAUCACAUACAAACUCAUCACACUAAUUGGCCUUCUUGUCAGCACUCUGAACAGGGAGGUCAAGGAUUGAAUUGACCAGGCUGACUGUACUACCCUCCCAUCCUAGAGGGCUCCUUCUGGGUCGGAGGUGAUUUGCACAGCUGCGGAGCAGUGUAUGGGGAAGACUUGAAUAGCUUUGACCCAUGCUCUUCCUGCUCUGUACAGCACACAGCCAAACAGAGACCUUCAGUCCCCCAGGGCUGUCAAUGUGGAACCUUUCACCAACAUUGCAUUCAAUUCGAAUUUGUAAAAAAGAAAUGUGGAAUUAUUUUCACCUUGGCAUUCAGCCUUAAUGAGCUAGUCUCUCAACACAGCAAGAAUCUGGGGGUGGCAGAAAACACUAGACUUCCUAUUUUUGUUUUGUUGUCUCUGAGCAAGCUAAUGAAAUCCAAGGCUGACUUCUCCAGAUCUGACUUUGCAUUUCACUCAGUUUAAAUAUACAGCAGCAGGUAGAUACUGAGCAGAACUGAAGGGGGAAAGCAGAAAAAGCUUGACAGCACUGCAGACGAUUUUUUAAAAUUGGGUUUGUGUCCUUUUGUGCUUCUUUAUGGUGGACACAAUAGGUGAGAAAGGUUUGGAGUUUCUUAGUAUUUUCUGCUCAUGUUUACCUUAGAUAUAUCAGGAAUAUCAAAUCUGGUAUCCCUGCUUUUGCUGGAAGACUUCUUGGGGGAGACAACCUCAGAUAGUUAUUGCGAUCUGCCGCAUCUUUACAUAGGAGGAGAGGGGUGCUGAAAUUUUGGUUGAAUGGAGGUCUGUGUUAGACUAGGCAUUAACAAAAAUGAAACAGUUUAAAACAAUGUAAGUAAAAUCCCCUUUCAAUUACUCUCUGGCAAUGUCAGAAUUCUACUAGUGCUCUAGCCUUGGGGUUCUCAACCUUUUUCUUUAUGAGGCCGCCCCAGGAUACUAUAAAAACUCCACGGCCCACGUAUGCCACAAUAACUGGUUUUCUGCAUAUAAAAACCAGGGCCGGCAUUAGGGGGUAGCAACCAGGUCAACUGCCUGGGGCCCCAUGCUACAGGGCCCCCCAUGAAGCUACAUUACUCAGGCUUCGGCUUCAGCCCUAGGUGACGGGGCUCAGGGCCCUGGGCUUCAGCCCUACGUGGUUGGGCUUCAGCUUUCUACCCUAGGCCCCAGCUGGCUCCAGUCCAAUGUCUUUCUACCCUGGGCCCCAGUCUAAUGCUAGCCCUGCUUGGCAGCCCACCUGAAACCUGCUUGGAGCCCCCCCAGAGGGCUCCAGACCCUGGCUGAGAACCACUGCUCUAGGCCACAUAGAAUCUUCCAGGCUUGACAAGGCCUGGAUUUCUAAGGUAAAAACAAUAAAAAAUGUAUCUUCUGGAAAAAAAAUCCCACCUUUCAGCCCUGCUUUGUCCAUAAUAAAGACACAAACAAGAACACCAUCCCAAUUUUGUUUUCCUUCACUUGUCACCUCUAACAGUUAAAGAAAACCAGUUUCCUCUAGCUGUAUUCAUUCCCGAGCUGCUGUUUCCAUAGCUGUCUAAGCAAGUGUUUGGGGCUGCCCAGUGUGGCAGUUCUGUUGCUGAUUAAAUGCAUUGAAUAGGUGGAACCUACUGACACAAAGUAAUCACACAGCAUGGGCCAUCUAUACAGGUGCACAAGGUGGGGAAGGAACAAAAGACUUCUCUCAGUGCACCCCAGCACUGGGGCUGGCCACCAGCUCCCCUGGCAUAGGAGGCACCCUAAGGAGGUUGGGGGACACAGGAGAAAAAGAUAUAGCAAUAUGCACUCUCCCCAUUUGCUUGGGAGCUCCAGCAGGCAUUAAUGCAUAGGGCCUGGCAGUGCUUCCACAGGGGUGUGGUGCAGAGGUAAUUCAAAUCUGUGGACAAGCCCCAGCUGAGCUCUGCAUGGUGAACCAUAUCUCUUGGACUGAGGGGAAGAUGCUGGAGCCUGGUGCAUAGAAUAGAAUUUUGCUGAUGUUUUAUUUAUAGCCAUUAUUUUUGUGACAGGCUGCUUGGAGCUCAGCUCGCCCAGCUGGAAGUCACUCCAGCUCUGUCUCUUGUAAAGCUGGGAUCCCCUAAGGGACAAGUGCAGCCUGCAGAGACCUAAGCAGUGGCCUCUGGCUGAGCGUUCCCUGCAAGUGCAGGCAGUGCACACAUCUGAAGGACUCAAACAUACCAUGGCGGUUCCUCAGUUGAGGCGGAUGCUGCUACAAGGCUCAGCAGAUCUCAGGGGAUGCUCAUGGAUAUGCAAAUAUGGGGGUGCCCACAGAACUCGGGGCAAAUUGCCAGGGAGUUGCUUAGUGCUGUACAGUUGGGGCACCUCUGAGGCACUGGCAGGUCUGUGAGCGUCUUGUGGGUAUUUUACACCAGGCAAGACAGGGAACGUUAUUGGCAUAGAGCAAACAGCCCCGAGCCUUAAGCAGCUGGGCCUGGAAAAAGUAGCCGUAGUUCUGAGCUCUGACCAGGAGAGGCUGCUACUGCCCUGCUUCCCCUCCCAGCUCUCCAUCCCUUUGCUGGUGGCUCCACACAGGAGGGGGAGCUAGAGUGGGGCGGCAGCAGCUGCAUGCAUUCCACCCCCACCGCAGUGUAGCAAGUGUGUGACUUGCUUGGAGACUGAACUGUACUUCCGGGCCCCGGUCACCUGACCAAGGUCAGGGUUACAAAAGGUCAAUAGCCCUGUCAUGUGGGCGGGGUUGGUGUCUAGGAUGCCAUCCUGUGCAAUGGACAAGGCUGGCUGCAAGUGAAAAGGAAGCGAUAUAAAGCCUUUUAUUAUUAUGGGGUGUGUGUGCUGGGCACUGUACAAACACAUAGACAGAAAUAGUCCCUGCUCCAAAGAGCUUGCAAUCUAAGACUGUCCUCCUAGGAAGGAUAUGUCUCCUUGCUGUACUCUGAGCCAGCAGCAAAGAAUGUGACCACUGUCACAUGGAACUCAAAAGGCAGGGAUCACACAACAUCCCUGUUGCAGCUACAGCAAUGGUCGACAUUGAAACGUAUGAUUAGGGAAGCACUUGGUGUAUUUUUCGCUGUCUUUGUGAAAGUUAGCAGCUGACAACCAGGAGAAGAGCCGAGCCACGCCACGCCACUCUCUGCACUUCAGCAGCAAGUGCUCCAUGGACCACACUGUGAGACCCACUCUGUUACAACACAGCCUUUAAUUAUGUGAUCACGUUUGGCAAGAGCCCAGUCUCAUUCACUGCCCAGCAUUUGUCGUGUACAUUGAUCCAUCACCAAUAUCGAUGGAUUCACUUCAAAUCUAUAUAAUGGUAAUCGCAAUCAGAAUGGGGUGUGAAUGAAGGCACAGAGCAGCCUGUAUGACCCAUCUCAUUCAUUAUGUUGACUGCAUCAUUCAGUGCACGCACUCUGAUCUGUUACUAACAAAGUUAUUCAUUGGAAACAUCAGAAUGGCAUAUCGGAAGCAUCAGCUUGCCCUUCUGCCAGAGCCAUGUCAUUGGUACAAGUGUCUUAGCACCUGAUGUGCCUCGGGAGCAUCUUGGUGUCUCCAAUAGCUGAGAAAGUCUAUCAGUACCUACUACAACUAGAUUAGGAGGCUCAGGGGCACCUCACAGUGUCUUAGGCAGUCUGCAGGGAGGGAACAUGAACAAACAAAUGUUGCAGUAUCAUGGUAGCCUCUAAUACAUCAGGAUACAGUAACUUUAUCAUGCAGAGCAAAUAUAAAUAGCUGGGAAUCCUAUGAGGGGUAUUUGUCAGUUUUCAGGGAGAGUGCAAAACUACAUGCAUGAUCUAAAUCCAAUAAGCAAGGAAGACGCUUAAAACUAGAGAGCUAUAGGAAGUAAUGUGGGCUAACAGCUCUGUAUCUUGUAUUUGUAGCAGUGCUGGGCAGGGCCUUGAAUAGUGAGUUACACUAUAAAUGAUUACAAUACAUAAAAGCCCUUGUUAGAGCACAGCUAUUUUUUAACUGCUUACCCAAAUAAUAACGAUGCUGGAUAAAGACCGAUUUUCCUCUGACAGUUAAAUCUCUCUCUGUGGUAGAUUAUAAUGGUUGUAAAUAUCAGCUCUUGUUAGCCCCAUUACAAUAGUUUUCAUACCAAUAAUAGUACAUCAAGUACUCUCCUGCUUUAUAAUCCAGCCCCCAUGCUGCUCUGAUGGAGAGAGACAUUUCCCAGUUCUCAGAAUAUUUGAUAUCCGUGUGCUUCAGUAUAUCAGCUAUGCAGUCUUUCCUGUCCCUAUACACACUGCAUUAGCUGGUCAGCUACUGUGUCAUAGGAUAAAUCCUUUGGGUUAUAUUCUGGCCUGCAAUACAAAAGCACUGAGCUCUCAGUAACUUGUAUGACAGGUACAUGACUAUAUCUGAGGACAGAAUUUGGCCCUCAAAAUAAAAUAACAGAAAUAGGCCCUGGGGAAGAAAUGUGGCCUAUUGGUUAAAGGAAAGAACUGGGUGUCAAGAAUCUUGGCUUUGCUUACUGACUUGUGUAACCAUGGACAAAUCACAAACUUUCUGAACUUUAGUUACUGUCUCUGGAAAAUGGGGAUAAUAAUGAUUUCAAGCUUACUUAAUACACAUUUGAAAAGCACUUUGAGGUCCUCAGCUGGUGGAUGCUAAAGAUGUGCUGAACAUUAUAAGAGCAACAGCAUGAAAGGACAUGUUCCUACUCAUCCCAGACAACAGGCCUUGGGUCAUAAUUAAGAAACCAAAACAUCUGUUCAGGAAAUGAAUAAGCAACCAAAAGAGCAUGAAUUGGGGGAGAAAUUAAGGGGGAAAAAAGCUGAGAUGUCAGCUCUGGAGAUCACUGUCUUCUCUCCAGAGGGAUCCAAUACAAUUUAAUUUUUAGAUAAUGACCACUUACUCUGUGAGGGUCAGUUUCUAAUCAUCGGUUUCAAUGAAUGCAAACGUACUUCUUUGUGUGGUUGUAUUAUGUGUUUGUACACAUAGAGCUAGAAAAUGUCAGUUAUAAGGGUCACCUGACUUCUGGCUCAAAUUGGAAUGUAACCAUAGGCUAACUGACGAGCCAAGAGCCCUUCUCACAUUCAGAAAUGUAUCUGCUACUGUAAAUUUGGGAUCUCUAUCACACACCUAUGUGGCGAUUUUUGCAGACCCCAACAGCACUGAAACAACACCAAGAGCAAGCCAGAGAGGUCUGGAGAAGUAUUUCAAAAUCUCUGCCGAUGGGAACUUGACUCACUGUGCAAUCAGACUGCAAGUGGCCAUGGUCAUGGAAGUAAAACAGAUGCUUUUGUGCUGGAGCAGCAGCAUCCUGUUUAUUUAGUGGCACUAGGCAAGCUUCCUCAUAAUCCAGAAAGUCGACAGUCUUGCAGCAGCAAGGGGAAAGCUGUUUCACAGUGACCAAAACCUACCAUAGCUACUCGAAAUCCAGAAUUUUAAAAAGAAUUCAUAGGACUUAGAGAGUAGCUGCCAACCUCUGUGCACCUGAAACCUGGAUAACUGAGAUUUUGCCUCUCCUUUUACAGGAUUAUGGUAAAAUAAUUUCC
This is a messenger RNA of Chrysemys picta bellii (western painted turtle), 9017 nucleotides long. The record is from RefSeq and is a predicted model, not a curated record. Lineage: Eukaryota; Metazoa; Chordata; Testudines; Emydidae.